UAAUUAAUUGGGUUCUUUGCAGGUAUAUAUGGUGCUGGUUGUCUCAUUACGGAAGGAUGCCGUGGAGAGGGAGGCAUUCUCAUUAACAGUCAAGGCGAAAGGUUCAUGGAGCGAUAUGCCCCGGUUGCAAAGGACCUGGCGUCCAGAGACGUUGUGUCUCGGUCCAUGACUCUGGAAAUCCGUGAAGGAAGAGGCUGUGGCCCUGAGAAAGAUCACGUCUACCUGCAGUUGCACCACCUACCCCCCGAGCAGCUGGCCAUACGCCUGCCUGGCAUUUCGGAGACGGCCAUGAUCUUCGCAGGCGUGGAUGUCACCAAGGAGCCGAUCCCUGUCCUUCCCACUGUGCAUUAUAAUAUGGGUGGUAUUCCCACCAACUACAAGGGGCAGGUCCUGAGGCACGUGAACGGCCAGGAUCAGAUCGUGCCCGGCCUAUAUGCCUGUGGGGAGGCCGCCUGCGCCUCGGUGCACGGUGCCAACCGUCUCGGGGCAAACUCGCUCUUGGACCUGGUCGUCUUUGGCCGGGCGUGUGCUCUGAGUAUUGCAGAGUCCUGCAGACCUGGAGAUAAAGUUCCCCCAAUUAAACCAAAUGCUGGGGAAGAGUCCGUCAUGAAUCUUGACAAAUUGAGAUUUGCUGAUGGAAGCAUGAGAACAUCAGAACUACGACUCAGCAUGCAGAAGUCGAUGCAAAAUCAUGCUGCAGUGUUCCGGGUGGGAAGUGUGUUACAGGAAGGGUGUGAGAAAGUCAGCCAGCUGUAUGGAGACCUAAAACACCUGAAGACGUUUGACCGAGGAAUGGUCUGGAACACCGACCUGGUGGAGACCCUGGAGCUGCAGAACCUGAUGCUCUGUGCACUUCAGACCAUUUACGGAGCAGAGGCCCGGAAGGAGUCUCGUGGUGCUCAUGCCAGGGAAGAUUACAGGGAGCGGAUUGAUGAGUAUGAUUACUCCAAGCCCAUCCAGGGGCAGCAGAAGAAGCCAUUUGAGGAGCACUGGAGGAAGCACACCCUUUCCUAUGUGGAUGUCAAGACUGGGAAGGUUUCGUUGCAAUACAGACCAGUGAUCGACAAAACUUUAAAUGAGGCUGACUGUGCCACAGUCCCUCCAGCCAUUCGCUCCUACUGAUGAGACCAGAGUUGACCAGCUUUUGUAAUUAUGUAUAAUAGUUCAUACGUGUGUUCAUAUCAUAAUUAUCUUUUUAAAAUCCUGUACUCAAGUGAAUAAGGAGUGCCAUUUGAAUAGAUCAUCUACCUGGUGGCCAGAAGCUUGCCAGUAAUCAACAGCCAGGAAGUGUGAAUGAAGCUUAUCUUUAUCCUUUGCUUCAUUCUUGUGAAAUAGUAAAACUGGGCAUGAUUCUUAAAUAAAACAUAAAUUACAAACUUCUAUUUCCAAGUCCAUUGAAGAGCUUAUAGUGUUUGAUUUGAGGCGUGUUCGUUGACCUAAAACAUCGAAAUCCAGAAAUUUUGUCAUAUAUAUUAAGUAAAAAUGAACUUUGGUGUUGACAGCAUAUGAAUAAAACAAACAUUUCCUUCUUGUUCUCAGUAAGUAAAUGGUUUAAUAUGUGAA
This is a messenger RNA of Leptonychotes weddellii (Weddell seal), 1563 nucleotides long. Lineage: Eukaryota; Metazoa; Chordata; Mammalia; Carnivora; Phocidae. The record is from RefSeq and is a predicted model, not a curated record.